AUGAGGAAGAAGCGAAGGAAAUUUCAAUACAUUAACCUCCCCGAAGUCCAGCUUAUAUCUCUACUUAUCAUUACUGUGAAGCUCUUUUAUCCCUUCGACGAUAUUCUAGGUGAAGGAGAGGGCGAAGCCAAUGGCAAGGACGAAGGUGCACCAAGAGUGGAGGCGAAUGUGAAGCGGUAUCCGUACUCAUGGCGUGAUCCCGCAGCGCAGGUCAUGGAUUGGAAGGCGUGGAUGGGGUUUCAGAGAGAUUUUACUGAUGGAGUUGAACACGCGGUGGGGAACGGGAAGAAGGGGCCUAAGAUGAAGGUGAAAGGAAGGGAGAUUGGGGUGCGAGCUGGGGAUGUUUUUAACAUGGAUGGGAGGCAAAUUGAUGAGUAUUUGGAUUGGUAUGAGCGCAUGUGGGGUGGAAGAGCCAACAUGUUUCCAACUUCCCGAGAAUCAGAUACGAAUCAACAUGACAACGUCAAUGAAACCCACAACCAGGAACAGCAGCGGCAUCCACAGCAAAAUGAGCCUGAGGAGGACGCCUUGCUCACGACAAAACUCCACAGCGCUCUCGGUGAGCUGCGCAUUCGCCGUGCAAUCGGUCCUGCAAAUCCUGCGACUCCUGAGCAACGAGAAACCCAAUCACACCCCGCCGGCGCCACCACUACCGUUACAGUCGUCGAUAUUCCCCGCCCAGGAAAUCUCUAUAAGCGCUACCGCUAUGAAGAUCAGCUUAAUGAGCGGGCCAGAGCUUUUUAUGAGGCGGCUUCAAGGGUCAUUGGGGUAUCACUAAGGGCGGUGGUUACUGGAGUGUACCAAACAGAGAGGCGGAUAAAGGUGGGUAUGGCUAGUGCGAGUGUUUCGGGGCAGGACAAUGAAGGAUGGGAUGACGAAGAGGAAGGAGAGGGGGUUGGAUACAUGGACGGAGAUGAAGAUAUGGAGGAAGCCGAGAUACAGUCGUCACAAUUAUGA
Messenger RNA from Histoplasma mississippiense, 957 nucleotides. RefSeq lists its product with no specific name. The record is from RefSeq and is a predicted model, not a curated record. The transcript is spliced from 2 exons. The coding region runs from base 1 to 957 and encodes 318 amino acids. NCBI's taxonomy places the organism in Eukaryota, Fungi, Ascomycota, Eurotiomycetes, Onygenales, Ajellomycetaceae.